CUUUUUUCUCACAACAACCCACCAUCUUCCACCAUAUUGGGUCUUUCUGUUCUGCUAUGAUACAUUCUCAACAAUAAUUCCCGGGAUACCAGACGAGACACCAAAAUGACCGAAUUCGACGCCCUCCUGGCCGAAUACACCGCCAAAGCCAACCCCCAAGUCCACGGCGUGAUCUGCAAAUGCGUUGACCGAACCGGAACGGAGAUCUACAGCAAAGUAGCAGGCUACACCUCACUCGCCCCCGACAGCCCACCCGUGGACGAGAACGCGGUUCUCAAACUCGGCAGCGCCACCAAACUGAUCACAAGCAUCGCUCUCCUCCAAUGCGUGGACAAAAACCUCAUCGGCCUCGACCAACCCCUCACCAGCAUCCUCCCGGAACUGGCGGACAUCGAGAUUCUGACGGACGUCGUUGACGGCCAGUUCACCUUCGCGCCCAGCACCGUCCCGAUCACCGCGCACCACCUCCUCACGCAUACUUCGGGGUUGGGGUACAGAUUCACCCACCGCCUGCUCCGGCUGCGGGCGGAGGCGCGCACCGAGCCACCCUCUCUGAAAAUCACGGAACGAUAUCAAAUGCCCCUGGUGUUCGAGCCGGGGACCGGCUGGCUGUACGGAUGUAGUCUGGACUGGGCCGGGGUGGUGGUCAGUCGGCUGCACGGGGGAAUAUCCCUUGGGGAUUACUUCGUGGAGCAUAUCUUCAAGCCUCUGGGGCGGGUGGCCCCGUUUCCCCGGUUCAAUAUCAUGCUGCAUCCCGAGUAUCACGCCCAGAUUCUGCAGGGGGCGGUGCGGACACAGGACGGGAAGCUGGCGCCGCUGGAGCGCUGGGCGUUCGAUAACCCCGAGGACCAGGAGGGUGGGAGCGGGCUGGCGGCCACGACGGGGGAUUUCCUGGCCGUGCUCGCGGACCUCGUGUCUGAUACGCCCGAACUGUUGACUCGCGCGACCGUCGCGGAGAUGUUCGUCCCGCAGUUGGAGAAAGGGUCGAAUGGCGUGCAGAUGCUGCUGGGGCUGCGGCCCGCGUGGGAUACCGUUGCGGGCCCGAUUGCGGAGGAUGCGGUCAACCACGGGCUGGGGGGAUUGCUGUGCGUGGGUCCGGUGCCGGAGAUAGAGCAGCCGGGGGGCAUGCUGGCCUGGGGAGGGGCGUCGAAUGUCGUCUGGUGGGCGAAUCGUGAGAAGGGCGUGGCAGGGUUCUUUGCCACGCAGCAGGCGCCCUUUGGGAAUCCGACAGUCACGAAGUUGGUGAAUGCUUGGAAGAAGGAUUUCUGGGCGCAGUUUGACGCGAUUGAUCUGCCUUGACGGCCUGCUUUUAUAGACUAGAGUAGACUGCACUGUUGAGCUUACAUUUGACAAGAUCCCACCCUUCUAAACGCGAGACCAUCUAACAUUGUCCACACCCAAAUGCAAUGCUG
Molecule: messenger RNA, 1412 nt
Organism: Aspergillus uvarum CBS 121591
Lineage: Eukaryota; Fungi; Ascomycota; Eurotiomycetes; Eurotiales; Aspergillaceae
Product: serine hydrolase domain-containing protein
Exons: 2
Coding region: 106-1299 (397 amino acids)
Source: RefSeq, a predicted model, not a curated record